UCUAGUGUGCUGGGAGUCGAAUUGUCAAAGAUCGUAGCCUGGGUUAGGCCCAGACGUUCAGUUGUGCCUGAGACACCGCCUUACACGAACAAAAUUUUGGAAAUUUACAGGAUGGGAAAUCCCAAGUCGAGCGGUGGUAAUAAGUGCAAGGGCAAAGGUCAAUGCAAUCGGCAACAGCAGCAGUCGCAGCAGACGCAGCAGUCGCAACAGCCGCAACAGCAGCUGGUGGACUCUUCGCAGUUAACACCUACGCCUGUGGCCGCCACUGGAUUGGAACCGCCCACCGCCACGCCCUUGGCCUCGCGUCCUUCGGAGGACACUUUGGCCUUGGCGGCCGCCGUCGCCGCCUCGAUUCCAGGCGCCCCCCUUGCCCGAUCCAUUCCCGAUCGCCGCCCCUCCACGCCGUCGGUAGUGACCCCGACCAGCAACAACAACAACAACAGAUCGGUGGUGGAGACACCACCAUCCACAGCCGAAAAUCUGGCAACCUCGCGAACUGCUUCAGCAGCAGCAGCUGCCCCCUCGGAACACAGACGCGGCCUCUUCCAACGGCUCUUCGGCUGGAGCUCUUGAGGGAUUUAUGUCCUGGUUAAACCAAAUCCGAUCCGAAAUACCACACAAUUUGGUCUCAAAUCUAUUAUACAAAAUUAUUUUUUAGCCGUUAAAUAAAACUCUGCACAA
Molecule: messenger RNA, 681 nt
Organism: Drosophila elegans
Lineage: Eukaryota; Metazoa; Arthropoda; Insecta; Diptera; Drosophilidae
Product: protein giant
Exons: 2
Coding region: 112-573 (153 amino acids)
Source: RefSeq, a predicted model, not a curated record